Apis florea (little honeybee) is the source of this 2372-nucleotide messenger RNA. RefSeq names its product NADH dehydrogenase (ubiquinone) 49 kDa subunit (gene ND-49). The record is from RefSeq and is a predicted model, not a curated record. Gene Ontology annotation, biological process: mitochondrial electron transport, NADH to ubiquinone. Lineage: Eukaryota; Metazoa; Arthropoda; Insecta; Hymenoptera; Apidae. Gene Ontology annotation, molecular function: oxidoreductase activity, acting on NAD(P)H; NAD binding; quinone binding. Gene Ontology annotation, cellular component: respiratory chain complex I.
AAAUUGUAAAAUGACACGAGAGGGCACCAUGUGCAUCAUCGAGGAAUAUUGCGAUGAAUCGAAAUAUCGAAUCGAAUUAAGUCAAGUAAGAAUGAAAUUAAAUCGAUUUAAAGCACUACGAAUUGAGAAUAGUAUAGAGAAUGUUGGCAGAAAGCUAGUAGGUGGUUAACAGUAGUAGAUAUUUAUAACAAUAACAAAAAUAAUAUUACAUGUAAGAGAAAACAGAAAAGAGGAGAAGAGAGGAGUGUAUUGAAGCGACGCAAUUAAAAGUGAGAAUGGCUGUCAGAGCAUUAGGACCUUUUCUUCGUUCUAAUAAUCUGUUGCUCAGAACAUUGAACGAAAAUGUUGUUACUAGUAACGGAAUUAAACCCUUGGUUAAUAUCGAAAGUCAACGAGAAGCGCAUCAAUGGAUGCCUGAUAUAGACGAAUAUAGACAUCUUUUAAAACAAGAUUGUACUAAGAUAUUAGCUACAAAAGAGAAGUCAUGGCCUUUUAUCAAGCCAAGUUGGAAUGAACCACAAACAACAUCUGUGCAACUAGCACCGGAAUUUCGAAAUGUAGUGAUUAAUUUUGGCCCCCAACAUCCAGCUGCACAUGGGGUAUUACGAUUGCUAAUUGAGAUGAAUUCUGAAUAUGUAACUCGCGCUGAUCCUCAUAUAGGUCUUUUACAUCGGGGUACAGAAAAAUUGGUAGAAUAUAAAACAUAUAUGCAAGCCUUACCAUAUUUUGAUCGUUUGGAUUAUGUAUCCAUGAUGUGCAAUGAACAAUGUUUUUCUAUGGCUAUUGAGAAACUAUUAAAUAUUGAUAUACCCUUGCGAGCAAAAUAUAUUAGAACUUUAUUUGCCGAGAUUACAAGAAUUCUAAAUCAUAUUAUGAAUAUUGGAACGCAUGCCCUUGAUAUUGGAGCUCUAACACCAUUCUUUUGGUUAUUUGAAGAACGAGAAAAAUUAAUGGAAUUUUAUGAACGUGUGAGUGGUGCUCGCAUGCAUGCGGCUUAUAUUCGUCCUGGUGGUGUUUCAUUGGAUAUGCCAUUGGGUUUAAUGGACGACAUAUAUGAAUGGGCUUCAAAAUUCGCUUUCCGAUUAGACGAAGUAGAAGAUUUGCUAACAGAAAACAGAGUAUGGACUGGACGUACAAAAGAUGUUGGAAUAGUGACGGCAGAACAGGCAAUAGAGUGGGGUUUCAGCGGAGUAAUGUUAAGAGGUUCCGGAAUUCAAUGGGAUAUAAGGAAAAAGACACCUUACGAUGCUUAUGAUUUGGUCGAAUUUGAUGUUCCAAUUGGCUUAAAAGGAGAUUGCUACGAUCGAUAUCUUUGCCGCAUGGAGGAGAUGCGUCAAUCAUUACGAAUCAUUUAUCAAUGCUUGAAUCAAAUGCCAGAGGGUGAAGUGAGAAUCGAUGAUGCAAAAAUCGUACCACCUAGAAGAGAAGAAAUGAAAACCAGCAUGGAAGCAUUGAUACAUCAUUUCAAAUUGUAUACUCAAGGAUUCCAAGUGCCUCCUGGAUCAACAUAUACUGCGAUCGAAGCACCAAAAGGUGAAUUUGGCGUGUAUCUCGUAAGCGAUGGUAGUAGCAAGCCUUAUAGGUGCAAAAUCAAAGCACCGGGUUUUGCUCAUUUGGCAGCAAUGCGUCACAUGGGUCCGGGAUGCUUACUUGCUGAUAUCGUAGCUAUUAUCGGUACCUUGGAUGUGGUAUUUGGUGAAAUUGAUAGAUAACUUGUUUACUUGUUACUCUCACUAGACGUACUUCGUACAUAGAAAAUUUCGUGAAUGCUGUUUUCUAUUCUGUACGACAUAGAAAACAUGUAUAGAUGAGAGAGAGAAAAAAAUAUAAUAAAAUGUAUUCGUUAUUACUUAGAUCGAAAUCAUAGUAUAUUGACCUUUACCCGAUAUCCUUAAUCUUAUAUAAUAUAGCUUGUAAUCGAAAAGAUCUAUUAUUAUUAUUUCAUGCUGGAGAUGAAGAUUGUCUUAAACAGAUAAACGGAAAGAAUUAAAGAAUAAAAUUGGCAAAAAUAAAAAGAGAAUGAGGAAGAAGAACAAGAAUAUUAAAAUCUUGAGAUAUACACACAGAUAAAGUAAUAUACAUAGUAACAGGAUUUGUAGCGUGAAUGAUGUUCAUCAUUUACGUAAUAUAUUUGAAGAAGCACUAUUCUAUGAAUAAUUUAACUUUAUCACGGUCAUUUCCAGAUUGUUGGAGAUGUCCGGAAAUGUCUUUCCAUUUUUGCGAAAUUACAGGGAUUAAUUUUCAAAGGAUCAAGGUUUUUGUUAUUCAUGAACCCAUCAUGUCUCGAACAAGGGUAAAUAUUUAUUAUACACAAUUAUUUGAUAACAAUUAUAUUAUUGUUUACAUGAUAAAACGAACAAACGUUUAAAUCA